AUGCCUGACAUCCCCAAGUACAGUGGGACAACCGAUCCUAAUAAACACAUCACUUCGUACACAUGCGGAAUAAAGGGAAAUGACCUAGAAGAUGAUGAGAUUGAAUCCGUUUUGCUGAAAAAAUUUAGGGAAACUUUAUCAAAGAGGGAAAUGAUAUGGUACCACAGUUUACCGCCCAAUUCCAUCGAUUCUUUCACCAUGCUCGAUGAUUCGUUCGUAAAGGUGCACGCCGGAGCAAUAAAGGUCGCGACUAGAAAGUUGAACCUCUUCAAAGUGAGACAAAAGGACAAUGAAAUGGCUUUGAACGAGCGAAGUUCGAUAGCAUCACGUCAACUAAAGCAGAAUUUGAUUCAAUAUCCAGCGGUGACCUGGGCCGAUAUGCUUAAUCGAUACCAAUCGAAGAUCAGAGUCAAGGAUGAUCAGUUGGGAGCUCUAUCCGGUUCCAUUUACCCAAACAGGUCCGAAGGUAGGAUUCAACGGGACAUCGACAAAGAGCAUCGAUCAAAUAGAGAUAGAUACCAACCGUAUAGCGCAAAUCAAAAGAACAACGGACCAGGACAUAAUCCCAUUCGAAAUGAUCGAGGUCGAAAUUCCCAAGGGCUUAUGAGUAAGAAUGGCUUAGAUAAACACGUUGUGUCUAAGGAAGCACCACGGUUAUCAGAAUACAACUUCAGCAUCGAUGCUUCAGGUAUUGUGUCGGCCAUUGGACGAAUCAAAGAUACUAGGUGGCCCCGACCCAUGCAAAUCAAUCCAGCUCAAAGGAAUCCGAAUCAAAUGUGCAAGUACCAUGGAACCCAUGGUCACAGAACCGAGGACUGCAGACAACUAAUGAAGGAGCUAGCUUGUUUAUUCAACGAGGGUCAUCUUCGAGAGUUCUUGAGUGACCGAGCAAAAAAUCACUUCAGAGAUAGGGAUGCAAACAGGCAAAAAUGA
Molecule: messenger RNA, 933 nt
Organism: Nicotiana tabacum (common tobacco)
Lineage: Eukaryota; Viridiplantae; Streptophyta; Magnoliopsida; Solanales; Solanaceae
Source: RefSeq, a predicted model, not a curated record